GACCUUAUCCACAUCGCCAUUCCUUUCUGGCAGCACCGCUUCUCCUUUGUCUUCUCUCUAUCCAUCCAGCGGCUCUGCUCUCCUUCCUCUCUCUCUCUCCGUGCUGCAGUCACACACACGCCCACGGCCCGGCAUUCACCUCUCUCUUCUUCCUCCACAAUGAACCAAGCACCACUCUCUGCUGGACCGUGGCGGCAGAAUCGAGCACGGGCCGUCUUGCCAAUGACCGGUGGCUGCUUCGCGUUCGUCGACAGAUUGCGAUGCUGCUGCUGCUCGUAUGGGCUCCCGGUGACCGGGCCAGCACGCGUUGGGGCUGGCUGGGCUCCUAGCAGCCGGCCUCCCCGCCUCCUCCAACAUCGCCUGGAGAGGAGCUCCUCUGUGCUUCCGAGCCGCCUCCUCGAGCAGGGCAGCCAGAGGGAAGGGAGUCGCCACAUGGAACACAACUGGAACGCCCCGCCUUAGAGCUCACUGCCUCCGGCAACCUCUCUGUCGGCCUCGUGCUCCUCUGUCUUGAGCACCCCCUCCUGGCCGCCGUCCAUCUCUUGGUGGUGCCUGUUAGGCAGGCGUUGAUGCUUAUCCUCGGUUCUCUCUCUGUCAGAUGUCUCCUUUAGGCCGAGGAGGAUGAGUGGGGCUCUCGCAACUGGGCAGCUGCGGCCGCGUUAACUGAGGGCGAGCACGCGUGUCCUACGCAUAUGGCCCCUCCUCCGCGCCUCCGCUCCUGCUCCUCCUCUCGCCCGGGCAGCGUCCCACCCACGCCCUUCAUGUGCUCGCCGCCGUUGUUCUGCACCCGAUCGGAUCGGGAGCGCCGUAGCUCGAUACAGCCCAAAAAGAUCUUGAACCGUUUUUUCUUUAACUCACCGAGGACUGCGGGUUGAAUAGCCGAAAUAGUAGAGGGUUUUCUGCAAACAUUCUGACGUAUGACCAGAAGCACUCCGUGCUUUAUUAGUAGGGAAAAGAUAUACAUGUCAACUAUUUCAUGCCCUCUUUUUUCCACACUAUCUAUUGCAUCUGUCUCUCAUACAA
Molecule: messenger RNA, 1023 nt
Organism: Triticum aestivum (bread wheat)
Lineage: Eukaryota; Viridiplantae; Streptophyta; Magnoliopsida; Poales; Poaceae
Exons: 3
Coding region: 160-462 (100 amino acids)
Source: RefSeq, a predicted model, not a curated record